GGCGAAGGCGGCGGCUGCUGCGUUGGUCCCGGGUAGCGCAGCGCCGGCGGACCCGAGGAGAUGGCUUCCUGGAGCUCGCCUUCGCCUAGCCUCGUAGAAUAUUUUGAGAGCCAGUCCGCCUUCCACUGUGGCUACUGCAAGAGUAGCUCGGGCAGUGUCUCCACUGGCAUGUGGGCACAUUCCAUGACAGUGCAAGAUUAUCAGGAUCUUAUAGACCGAGGAUGGAGAAGAAGCGGGAAGUAUGUGUACAAGCCUAUCAUGAAUCAAACAUGCUGUCCCCAGUAUACAAUAAGGUGUCGUUCUUUACACUUUCAGCCAUCGAAGUCUCACAAGAAAGUUUUGAAAAAAAUGCUGAAAUUUCUGGCUAAAGGAGAGAUUUCAAAAGGCAAUUGUGAGGAUGAGCCUAUGGAUUCUACGAUGGAGGAUGCUGUUGCUGGUGAUUUUGCAUUAAUGAACAAGUUGGAUAUAAAAUGUGAUCUUAAAGCACUCAGUAGUGACCUCAAAGUAAGCAUGGAGAGUGAAGAGAAGAAGAAAGAAGGAGCUCAAGAGUUAAUUCAUCCAGAAGCCAUAGAGGAGAAGCUGGGCUCUGGUGAACCAUCGCGUUCCAUCAAAGUUCACGUUGGUCCUCAGCCAGGUAAAGGGGCUGAUCUGAGUAAGCCUCCAUGUCGAAAAGCAAAGGAAAUGCGAAAAGAAAGGAAAAGGUUAAAACUCAUGCAGCAGAACUCAGCUGGAGCCUUUGAGGGUUUCCAGGCUCAAGGUCAGCCAGUAUCUUUACCGAAGGCUAAACCUAACCAGCCCAAGUCACUUGAAGAUUUGAUUUUUGAAUCUUUACCAGAGAAUGCAUCACACAAGUUAGAGGUGAGGGUGGUGAGAUCUUCUCCACCCAGUCCUCAGUUCAAAGCCACAUUUCAGGAGUCUUACCAGGUCUAUAAGCGUUACCAGAUGAUUAUUCACAAGGAUCCUCCUGAUAAACCAACAGUGAGCCAGGUGAGGCUAGUACCUGCCUCCUUUGAGGACCCAGAGUUCAAGUCAUCCUUCAACCAGUCCUUUUCUUUAUAUGCCAAGUAUCAAAUGAUCGUACACCAGGAUUCACCUAUUGAAUGUGGAAAGUCUGAGUUCACAAGAUUCCUUUGCAACUCGCCAUUGGAGGCAGAACACUCUCCUAAUGGACCAGAGUGUGGUUAUGGCUCCUUUCACCAGCAGUACUGGCUCGAUGGGAAGAUCAUUGCUGUGGGAGUGAUAGACAUCCUCCCAUACUGUGUGUCUUCUGUGUAUCUGUACUAUGAUCCUGAUUAUUCAUUUCUGUCUUUGGGUGUCUAUUCAGCAUUAAGAGAAAUUGCUUUCACUAGACAACUGCAUGAGAAAACAUCACAACUCAGCUAUUAUUAUAUGGGUUUCUACAUUCAUUCCUGUCCCAAGAUGAGAUACAAGGGUCAAUAUAGGCCUUCUGAUUUGCUGUGUCCUGAGACGUAUAUCUGGGUACCCAUUGAGCAGUGCCUGCCUUCUCUUGACAACUCCAAGUACUGCCGUUUGAACCAGGACCCGCAAGCAGAGGAUGAAGGACGUUGUAAGAACCUUGACCGAGUACGGGUAUUUUACAAACGAUCGGCCAUGCCUUUUGGGGUUUUUAAGAACCAGCAAGAUGACCCAAAUGAGGAGCCUGUUGUGCUGGAGUAUGCAAACCUUGUGGGGCAGAAGUGCUCGGAGAGGAUGCUGCUGUUCAGAAACUGAAGGACUGCGCCACCGCCCAGCACCCGCCCAGGCUCUCCUGCCACAGUCCUGCCUCUGGCUUGGCUCCUGUAGCCUUUCACCAAGUACAUUCAUAGAGCUUUUAAAUAAUAUUUUGUGGUAUUGUAUUUAUGGGAAUCUUGUGGUCUAUAUAAAGAUUUUAAAAUACUCUUAUGAUCUAGUCCUUUAAUCGGGACCUGUUCUUUUGGAGCCUGCUUCUGGAGCAAAGUGUGCUAAAAUGUCUCCAGUAAAUAUUUUGGGAAGGAAAGUGAAGAAGUGAAUCAAAGUAAUUUCCUCACAGUUACUGUUUUUGUCUUGGAGAAAUUCUAACACAGACUGUUAGCUUUAGACCAGUGGUUUUCAACCUGUGGAUCUGCAUAUCUGAUUCCUUACAGUUCAUAACAGCAGCAAAAUUACAGGUCUGAAGUAGCAACAAAAUAAUUUUAUGGCCGAGGGGGUCACCACAACCUGAGGAACUUUAUUAAGGGAUCGCAGCAUUAGGAAGGGUGAGGGCCAUGCAAGACAUUAGCUUAUGCUGAGAAAUUUAGGUGGGGUCAAAGGUGAAGAGCACGUUCCAUCACCAGGAAAUGUGCCUUCCCCACAAACCGAAACUCUGUUACUCUGUUUGAUAUUAAAUUCUGCCAGUGU
Acomys russatus (golden spiny mouse) is the source of this 2376-nucleotide messenger RNA. RefSeq names its product arginyltransferase 1 (gene Ate1). Gene Ontology annotation, cellular component: cytoplasm. The coding region runs from base 61 to 1731 and encodes 556 amino acids. Gene Ontology annotation, biological process: protein arginylation. The record is from RefSeq and is a predicted model, not a curated record. NCBI's taxonomy places the organism in Eukaryota, Metazoa, Chordata, Mammalia, Rodentia, Muridae. The transcript is spliced from 13 exons. Gene Ontology annotation, molecular function: arginyl-tRNA--protein transferase activity.